GGAGGGGCGGCAGGCGUCGUCGGGAAACCCUGUCCUCCUCUAGCCCGCAGCCCUUCACCUGUCUCACCCCUUCCCUUCCCCAGUCACCACCCCCCCCCCCCCCAAAGCAUUUGUGCCCCCAGCCUCUCAGCACAGCCGCUGCAUUUCCUCGGAGGCCUGAGGGCGGCGGUUGUAGCUUCGGUUCGCGUGGGAGUGGGGAGUGUGAAUUACACCACAACAUGCCAGAAUUUAGUAUACUUGCUGGUGCUUGAAAGCCUUGGGUAAAAUACGGCCGUGAUCCAUCCUGGAGUCAUGGCAGUGCCCUUUGUGGAAGACUGGGACUUGGUGCAAACCCUGGGAGAAGGUGCCUAUGGAGAAGUUCAACUUGCUGUGAAUAGAAGAACUGAAGAAGCAGUUGCAGUCAAGAUUGUAGACAUGAAACGUGCCAUAGACUGUCCAGAAAAUAUUAAGAAAGAGAUCUGUAUCAAUAAAAUGUUAAAUCAUGAGAAUGUAGUGAAAUUCUAUGGCCACAGGAGAGAAGGCAAUAUCCAGUAUCUAUUUCUGGAGUACUGUAGUGGAGGAGAACUUUUUGACAGAAUAGAGCCAGACAUAGGCAUGCCUGAACAAGAUGCUCAAAGGUUCUUCCAUCAACUCAUGGCAGGGGUGGUUUAUCUACAUGGUAUUGGGAUAACUCACAGGGAUAUUAAGCCAGAAAAUCUCCUAUUGGAUGAAAGGGAUAACCUCAAGAUCUCUGACUUUGGCUUGGCAACAGUGUUUCGGCAUAAUAAUCGUGAGCGUUUAUUGAACAAGAUGUGUGGCACUUUACCUUAUGUUGCUCCAGAACUUCUAAAGAGAAAAGAAUUUCAUGCAGAACCAGUUGAUGUUUGGUCCUGUGGAAUAGUACUUACAGCAAUGUUGGCUGGAGAAUUGCCAUGGGACCAGCCCAGUGACAGUUGUCAGGAAUAUUCUGAUUGGAAAGAAAAAAAAACAUACCUCAACCCUUGGAAAAAAAUUGACUCUGCUCCUCUAGCUUUGCUGCAUAAAAUCCUAGUUGAGAAUCCAUCAGUAAGGAUUACCAUUCCAGACAUCAAAAAAGAUAGAUGGUACAACAAACCUCUCAAGAAAGGGGCAAAGAGGCCCCGAGUCACUUCAGGUGGUAUAUCAGAGUCUCCUAGUGGAUUUUCUAAGCACAUUCAAUCCAAUUUGGACUUCUCUCCAGUGAACAGUGCUUCUAGUGAAGAAAAUGUGAAGUACUCCAGUUCCCAACCAGAACCACGGACAGGUCUUUCCUUAUGGGACACCAGUCCUUCAUAUAUUGAUAAACUGGUACAAGGGAUCAGUUUUUCCCAGCCCACAUGUCCUGAUCAUAUGCUCCUGAAUAGUCAGUUACUUGGCACCCCAGGAUCCUCACAGAACCCUUGGCAGCGCUUGGUUAAAAGAAUGACACGGUUUUUUACCAAAUUGGACGCAGACAAAUCUUACCAAUGCCUGAAAGAGACUUGUGAGAAACUGGGCUAUCAAUGGAAAAAGAGCUGUAUGAAUCAGGUUACUGUAUCAACAACUGAUAGGAGAAACAAUAAACUGAUUUUCAAAGUGAAUUUGGUAGAAAUGGAUGAGAAGAUCUUGGUUGACUUUCGGCUAUCUAAGGGUGACGGAUUGGAAUUCAAGAGACACUUCCUGAAGAUUAAAGGGAAACUGAGUGAUGUUGUGAGUAGCCAGAAGGUUUGGCUUCCUGCCACAUGAGAGAUCCAUUGGAUUCCUGGUGAAUAUAGUGCUGCUAUGUUGACAUUAUUCUUCCUAGAGAAGAUUAUCCUAUUCUGCAAACUGCAAACAUUAGUCCCUGAAGAGUUGUCUUCCCUCUAGCCAAACAUUUUCCAUUUCUUUUUGUAUGUCCUGCAUACAAACAAUACCUGUAUCUUCACUGUAACUAAAGAUUUGGGGAACGAAUGGAUAGAAUUCAUUAGAUAUUUCUUCAUCUUGUGUUUAGUGUCUACAUGUGAUGGAAACCAUACUUUGGGAAUACAUGAGCUUACCAGCUUUUAUACCAAUGUAACGAAAGAUGAUAUUCUUGCCGCAUUGUUAACAAAACAUUUGGUUUCAUCCAAAAAGUACAUGUUUCCUUCAUGUUGAUUUAGUUAUAUGGAUGGAUUUGUAAUAAAAGCAAUCCCUGUAACUUUUGGACAGUAGAUUUAUCAGCCUAUAAAGUGAAACCAACUUCAAAAAAUAUAUCCUCAAGAUUUGUACUUCUGUUUUCACAAGGGCAUGACCAAGUAUAUAAAUCUGUUUUUGAAUUAUAACUGUUAAUUAAAAUUGCAAGUAGGUAUGUUUUUUUCCAGUGUGGUUAAUAAUAUAUAUAAUACUGGUCGGUCUUUCAAGUAGAAGUUGAGCAUAAACUCUAAUGCUUAACUACCUUUACUCUAAAAUUACUAUUGCACAUUUUAAAUAUUUUUCUAUAUUAUUUUCUACUUUCACAGCCAUAUUUUAAUUCUUUAUUAAAGAAAUAAAUUUUAUUUUGAAAAUGAA
Molecule: messenger RNA, 2502 nt
Organism: Herpailurus yagouaroundi (jaguarundi)
Lineage: Eukaryota; Metazoa; Chordata; Mammalia; Carnivora; Felidae
Gene: CHEK1
Product: checkpoint kinase 1
Exons: 13
Coding region: 292-1722 (476 amino acids)
Biological process (GO): protein phosphorylation; DNA damage checkpoint signaling
Cellular component (GO): cytoplasm
Molecular function (GO): protein serine/threonine kinase activity; ATP binding
Source: RefSeq, a predicted model, not a curated record